This is a messenger RNA of Westerdykella ornata, 2211 nucleotides long. Its product is annotated as dihydroxyacetone kinase. Gene Ontology annotation, cellular component: cytosol. Gene Ontology annotation, biological process: glycerol catabolic process. Gene Ontology annotation, molecular function: ATP binding; glycerone kinase activity. The transcript is spliced from 4 exons. NCBI's taxonomy places the organism in Eukaryota, Fungi, Ascomycota, Dothideomycetes, Pleosporales, Sporormiaceae. The coding region runs from base 272 to 2053 and encodes 593 amino acids. The record is from RefSeq and is a predicted model, not a curated record.
UGCCCCUUCCAGCAGUCCCAGCAAAAAGUCCCACGCCGACAUUUUCGGAACCGGUAUAUGUGGAACUUCGGAAGCGCUGGGCGAUCGAAACAGGCAAUGCAAGCUCCCGGCAUAUUAUUGAGGGGUGUUGCUCAACGCGGGGCAGCUCUUUAUAUAUAUACAGAACCUCCUCCCGCCCCGGGUGAAUAGAUCUUGCUAUAUACCAUCAUCCUCAGUAGAGCUGCUCAACAUUCAUACUCGAACCUCUCCGCAGUAACCCUUCAUAAACACCAUGUCGCGAAAGCACUUCUUCUCCAGCCCCGAGGGCGUCGUCCAACACAUGCUCAACUCCCUCGUCACACGAAACACGCACAUGGGCCUCGACGAAACGCACCGCGUCGUCUACUCACGCACUCACAAACCUUCCCAAGUCACAAUAAUAUCAGGAGGCGGCAGCGGGCACGAGCCAGCAUGGUCGGGCUUCGUCGGCGACGGCAUGCUGUCUGCAGCAGUCUGCGGAGAGAUCUUUGCGUCGCCGAGCACGAAGCAGAUCAUGGCCGGAAUCAAGAACGUACCAUCGAACGAGGGGAUUAUAUUGUGCAUCACAAACUACACGGGAGAUAUGCUGCAUUUCGGACUGGCGAGAGAGAAGGGUCAGGCUUUGGGGUAUAAGGUGGAUGUCGUAUGCAUGGCGGAGGAUGCGGCGCUGGGAAGACAAAAGAGUGAGAAGGUCGGAAGGAGAGGGUUGGCUGGUAAUCUACUCGUCAUCAAGCUCAUCGGUGCGGCUUCACAGAAAGGUUGGUCGUUUGAGAGGUGUCGGCAAAUAGGAGAACUUGGAAACUCGCAGCUGGUGACGAUUGGUACGAGUCUGGAUCACUGCCACGUUCCCGGCAGAGAGGCGUUCGAAUCCGUGCCUGACGGUGCUUGUGUUCUUGGUAUGGGCAUUCACAACGAACCCGGCCUUCGAACGAUAUCACCCAUGCCUAGCGCCGAGGACAUAGUAAAAGAGAUGUUGAAAUACCUCCUGGAUCCCAACGACAAAGAUCGCGCAUUCGUCGAAUUCAACCCGAAUGACAACGUGGUGAUGCUUGUCAACAACUUCGGCGGUCUCUCUGGUCUCGAAUUCGAAGCCAUGGUCAACCUCACCUUGGUAGUCCUUAGACGCGAUUGGAAGAUCGUCCCCACCCGCAUUUACGCCGGCAUCCUCGAGACUUCACUCAACGGCCAGGGCUUCUCCAUCACCCUAGGCAACAUGUCCGGCAUGGCCAAAUCCAUGGGGCUUCAGGUCGAGGAAAUCAUUGAACUCCUCGACGCACCUACCAACGCGCCAGCCUGGCCAAAGAACAACUACGUCCCAGUAGAAUACUCCAAGGAGACCGAAGAGCUCCGCAAGAAGGCGCAUGCGGCGGAUGAGAACACGGACGCAGCUCUUCAAGGCCCCGCCAUGCCUUCCAACCUCAUCCCAGCCCUCAGAAACGCAUGCAACGCCGGCCUCGCAGCCGAACCCAAAAUCACGCAAUACGACCUCCAAAUGGGCGACGGCGACUGCGGCGAAGCCGUCGCCGGCAUCUGCAAAUCCAUCCUCCACAACAUCAGCAGUGUGGAAGCAUCCCCACCCGCACUCAUCAAGCUGCUCGAAAGCAUCGGCGAGAACCUCGAAGAUGCCGGUGGCUCCCUCGGCGCUAUCCUGAGUAUCCUCGUCACGGCCUUCACCAACGCGCUUGCGACCGCGACGGUCAAGGAGGGAAAGCCGCUGGAUGUGGCGACCGUGUCGGAGGCUGCUGCGCAGGCGCUGGAGAAUCUGAAGAAUUACACUUCUGCUCGUGAGGGGGAUAGGACGGUCAUGGAUGUGCUUAUCCCGUUCAUCGGGACGUUCAAGGAGACGCGGGAUUUCGCCAAGAGUGUACGGGUGGCGAGCGAGAAGGCGGAGGCGACCAAGGAUAUGAAGCCCAAGUUUGGCAGGGCGACGUAUAUUGGUGAUGAGAUGGGGGCGGAGAGGAGCCGGGUUCCUGAUCCGGGCGCGUAUGCGGCGGGGGAGUGGUUGUCGGGUUUGUUGAAGGGGUUUGAGUCUUAGUUUGAUGGUGGUAGGUAGGGGGAUGGAUGGUUGCAGUGUUGAGAGGCUGCGUCCUUGCGCGUGUAGGGGAGGGUUGAGUUGAUGUGAUACCAUGUCUUCUUAUAAAACAGGUUAGGAUUAUUUAUCACUCGGUGUAAAUGGAGCGACGUUUUCUCGUG